Lactuca virosa is the source of this 570-nucleotide messenger RNA. The record is from the annotation of a GenBank genome assembly. NCBI's taxonomy places the organism in Eukaryota, Viridiplantae, Streptophyta, Magnoliopsida, Asterales, Asteraceae.
UCUAUAAUUUAUAAAUUUUUUGGCUCUCAUUUCUUCUUCUAUAAUUUAUACAAGUUUGUAAUUUGGGAACGUCAAUAACUUUUAUAGAUGAAAAGCCAGCGUUCAAACAAACUUUUGUUUGGGUCUCAUUUCUUCUUCUCCUUUCUUCUUCUAUAAUUUAUAAAAUUAUGUUAAAGCAUUGGAUUCCCAAUAACUUCGAUAAAAUUACAAUGGCCGAGGAGAAGAAGAACCUGCAACUCACAUUCCCUGAGGUAGUUUGGGACCCUGAUCCAUUUUUGAAGAUGGCCUUGCAAGAACUCGUGGGGAUGAAAGGAGAAGAUGCAGCAAAGAAGAUAGAGGAAGAGAAGUCGGGUGCUACUGUCCACGUAGUUCAUGAAGAUAGUGCUGUUACAGUUGGUUACAGGUUGGAUCAAGUCAAGUUAAUCCUUGACUCGUCCGAAACUGUUGUCGCGAUAAAUCUUAUAAUCGCUAAACUAUAGUUGGUUAUAUAUUUUGCACAUGACAAAUGCUAUAUAUAUGUAUCAUUUGUUCAUGAUGCUUAUUUAAAUAAAUGGUUGACUACUCUACUUU